Messenger RNA from Impatiens glandulifera, 1272 nucleotides. RefSeq lists its product as uncharacterized. NCBI's taxonomy places the organism in Eukaryota, Viridiplantae, Streptophyta, Magnoliopsida, Ericales, Balsaminaceae. Gene Ontology annotation, biological process: DNA integration. The coding region runs from base 1 to 1272 and encodes 423 amino acids. Gene Ontology annotation, molecular function: nucleic acid binding; RNA-DNA hybrid ribonuclease activity. The record is from RefSeq and is a predicted model, not a curated record. The transcript has 4 exons.
AUGAUGAUUUCAGAAUAUGACAUCACAUAUACCGUGCAAAAGUCAAUCAAGGAGAGCAUAGUGGCUGAUUUCCUAGUUGAUCAACCAAUCACCAUUGGAGACGAUGACGAAGAGAUGAUCUUUCCAAAUGAUGAGAUCAUGGUUGUUCAAUCCGAAAACGUGGAAGUUAAUGUUCGAUGGCGCGUCGGGCAGACAUGGUUACGACAUUGCCAACGAGAGAGGAUUAACAGAUUGGAGGUUAUUGGAGACUCGAAACUUAUAAUCUUACAAGGCAAUGGAGAUUGGCAGGUCAAAGACGACAAUCUUAAACCUUAUAAUUCUUUCCUCAUGCGUUUAAUCGCCAAAUUCGAAAGUGUCGUUUUCAUCCAUGCUCCAAGGAGUCAGAAUCGUUUCACUGACGCCCUUGCAACUCUCGCGACAAUGACUCAGAUUCCCGAAGGAAUCAAGAUCAAGCCCCUCAAAAUCCAACAGAGGUGCAAUCGCAUCUAUGAGAAACUAGUGGUUGCUAACACUAGUAUCUCAAGCAAACCUUGGUUCGAGCCCCAUUCACUCAUAUAUCGAAAGGAGGAAUACCCUUCCCCUUUUCAGAAGAAAGAGCGUCGCGCUCUCCGUCAGUUUGCCACUAGCUAUGUGGUUGUGGCAGGAUAUCAGACGGAAUCUACUACCAUCAUGGAAGAAUUGCAUGCUGGGAAUUGCGGUUCCCACAUGAAUGGCAUGGCUCUUGCUAAGAAACCAUUUUCUACAUGGGGAAUUGACAUCAUUGGGAAAAUCCACCCUCACGCGUCCAAUGGCUAUGAAUUCGUAUUGGUCGCUAUCGAUUAUUUUACCAAGUGGGUUGAGGCUUCUUCAUUCAAAAUCCCCAAAUCCUCCCACGUGGCAAAGUUCAUUCGCAAUAAUAUCAUUAGUCGAUACGGGGUUCCCCAUUCGAUGCUUUUUGAUAAUGGACGGCACUUUCAAGGUAAUGUGCUCGAACUUUUAAGAGAAUUCAAAAUCGAGCAUCAUAAGUCUUCACCAUAUCGACCGCAAACCAACGGGGCAGUCGAGACUGCUAACAAGAACGUGAUCUCAAUCUUGAAGAAAACCACACAAACAUAUAGGGAUUGGCAUGAGAAGCUACCCUAUGCUCUGUGGGGUUACCGAACCACCGCUCGGACUUCCACAAGAGAAACUCCUUAUUCGUUGGUAUAUGGCAUGGAGGCAGUUCAACCCAUUGAGUUGGAGUUGCCUACUCUCAGGGUUCUUUUGGAGAGCCACGUCAUCGAGGAAGAUUGA